AUCGCACGGGUGAGUUUACUAGUACUGGAUAAUAGGAGUCUUGUUCUCAUUAUCUAAGCUCUUUCAUGGAGGCGUCUUCAGUCUACGGAGCUCGGAAUUCCUUCCAUUGUGCCAAGGAGAGCUCAGCUGAUUCCACCGCUCAAGAAGAUUUUUGUGAGCCAUCUGAGGAACUCUCAGAGAACGAAGACAAGUCUGAGGUCUAUAUGGCAUGUGUGAUGAAUGGUCAUAGAAUUGGGGUUUCCUAUUAUGACUCCAGCAUUCGCCACCUCUAUGUAAUGGAAAUUUGGGAAGAUGGGAGUGAAUACUUUCCCCUGGUUGAUAUGGGAACAACAAGAUGCAAUUUGAAAACCGUCAUUGUCAUUGGCCUCUUCUAUUUGCAUGGAAAGUAUCACCAGACCAGGACAAGUUGAGAUGAUUUCUAUAGUCAUGUCCCAAAAUUGAUAUUGUAUAAUCCACAUGCUUAUCCUGAUGCAUGAUUUUGCAACACGUUUGUCACGUGUUAGAAAUCAUGGAAAAAACAUGCAGGAGGUCGUGUGGUUGAUUUCCACGGAAAUGAGGGUGAUUGACUUACCAACGGGGAUUUGGAUUCCAACUAUCUUUGAUUCUAUUGUUGGUCUGAGUUUUGAUUUUGUUUCCUUUUGAGAGGUUUGGUAAUUUUGGUAGGAUGCUUUGAUUAUUCUACUUUCCAAAUUAUGAAGUGAAAAAUGCUUGUAGUCCCGAACUAUAUAAUGGGAGCUUAGUUUCACUUGUAAGCAUGCAAUCAAUAAUUAACAAGAAACAAAAGUGAAGGAAAAUUUCCAAAUACAAAAGGAGAAGGAAAAGUAUUAAACAUUCCAUUGCCCCUUUCUUCAUCCGUUCAUUUCCAUAUGUGAGAAUCCUGGUAAAUAACAUUUCACUUGAUGUUUGAUGUCUUUUCUGUAUUUUUAAAUUCAGUUCUGUCUCUGUUUGUUUCAGUAAAAUACCAAGUGCAACCUGGAGUCAUCUACACUAGCACAAAAACAGAGGAGUCUUUCUUGUCUGCUUUACAGAGAUGUGAUGAAGCAAGUAGGGCUGCCACUGUAAAGCUGGUAAAGAGUUCAAUAUUCAGCUAUGAGCAAGCAUGGCACAGAUUGAUGUACCUUCAGGUCACAGGGAUGGAUGGGAGCUUAAAUAUCAAAGAGAGGAUUGCCCUUCUGAGUUCUAUGAUGGACAUUAGCAGUGAUGCUCAAGUGCGCGCAAGUGGAGGGCUUCUCGCCAUACUGGAGGAUGAAAGGAUAGUAGAUACCCAUGAACAAAAUGAAUUUGGAAAUGCAUCAAUUGCUAUUGACUCCAUCGGUGAAAUUUCUUUAAAAAACUUUCUGAAACUUGAUUCAGCUGCCCAUGAGGCAUUACAGAUAUUCCAAAUAGACAAACAUCCUAGCCAUAUGGGGAUUGGCAAAGCAAAAGAGGGGUUCUCUGUCUUUGGAAUGAUGAAUAAGUGUGUUACACCAUUAGGCAGACGUCUUUUGAGGAACUGGUUUUUGAGGCCCAUACUGGAUCUUGAUGUUUUAAAUGCCCGGCUUGAUGCUAUAUCAUUUCUCUUGUAUGCCAAAGAACUAUCAAUUUCCUUGCGUGAAACAUUGAAGUCAGUGAAAGAUGUUCCCCGCAUACUGAAGAAAUUCAACUCCUCAAGCUCUACAUGCAUGAAUACGGACUGGGCUGCUUUUCUGAAGAGUAUUUGCUCACUCUUGCAUAUCAACAAAAUAUUUGAAGUGGGCAUUUCUGAAGAUCUUCGAGAUCAGUUGAAGUCUUUGAACAUAGCUUUUUGCAGGUUACCGAGGACCUUUCAAGUGAUCUGGCUUUUGUUUGUGAACUGGUAGUUGGUGUUCUUGAUGUAAAUAGAAGUAAAGAGAAGGGUUAUGAGACGAUUGUGAAAGACGGUUUCUGUGAUGAGUUGGAUGAGCUGAGGCAAAUAUACGAAGGAUUGCCUGACUUUCUGGAUGAGGUUUCGUCAAUAGAACGUGCAAGACUCCCUCACAUGAUGGGAGAUAAGGGUGUCCCUUGUAUUGUCUAUAUGCAUCAAAUAGGUUUCUUAUUCUGUAUUUUCAAUAAAAAACUUGAUGAAGAGAUGCAAGAGAAACCUCCUGAUUUUGAGUUUUCCUUUUUCGAUGAGGAUGGAGAUAACAAGAAGUUCUUUUACCGCACCUCAAAAACACGAGAGUUGGAUACCCUUCUUGGAGAUAUAUACCAUAAAAUCCUGGAUAUGGAGAGAGCAAUUACAAGGGACAUAGUAUCACAUGUCCUGCAAUUUGUAGUUCCCAUCCACAAUGCUGUUAAUUUUGCAGCUGAGCUUGAUUGCCUCUUAUCAUUAGCACUGGUUGCUCGUCAAAACAAUUAUAAAAGGCCGACCUUGACUGCACAAAAUUUUCUUGAUAUACAUAACGGAAGACAUCUUUUGCAGGAAAUGACAGUUGAUACAUUCAUUCCCAAUGAUACAAAGAUUUCAGAUGAAGGAAGGGUUAAUAUCAUAACAGGGCCUAACUAUUCUGGUAAAAGUAUCUAUGUAAAGCAGGUCGCUUUAAUAGUCUUUCUUUCCCACAUUGGAAGUUUUGUACCAGCUGAGGCAGCCACAGUGGGUCUAACUGACAGGAUAUUUUGUGCAACGGGAAGCAAGUUUAUGACUGCUGAACAGUCAACGUUUAUGAUUGAUCUGCAUCAAGUGGGAAUAAUGUUAAGGCAUGCAACCCCUCAUUCCUUGUGCUUAUUGGAUGAAUUUGGAAAGGGCACCCUCGCUGAAGAUGGCAUUGGUGUCCUUGGUGGAGUUAUAAAUCAUUUUGUAUCCUGUUAUGAUCCUCCAAAGGUUCUUGUCUGUACUCAUUUGACAGAAGUAUUCGAUAGUGGAUGCUUAUUGGAGUCCAAAAGGAUCAAAUAUUACACCAUGAGUGUGUUAAGUCCAGAAAAAGGUUCUGGUGAUCUUGAAGAUGUUGUAUUCUUGUACAGGCUGAUUCCAGGCCGUGCACUUCUUAGCUUUGGAUUACACUGUGCACUGCUUGCAGGAAUACCCCAAGAAGUUGUUAAGCGAGCAGUGGCUAUUUUGGAUGCUCUGAAAAAUGACCGGCAUAUUGAGCGGCUGCAAAGUGAGAAUGUAUUGGUUCGUGACCAGCAUUAUAAGGACGCAGUGGAGAAGUUGUUAGCCUUUGAUGCAAUGAAUGGAGACAUGCGCCAGUUCUUUGAAAACAUUCUUCCUUCAUAGUUUCAACAAUCCUCGCAUUACAUUAGUGUCUCAUACUCUCAUCUCCUUGCAUGCAAAACCUGUCGAAGUGUAGAUAAAUAUUUGAUAGAAUGUUAGAUGAGGGCUUUCCUAAAAUACUAUUGAAAUAAAAUUAUGGAUAAAAAUGUAACGUAAUUUACUAUGAGUAUACCUUCAUGGUUAUUGCUGUCUAGAAUUAAAUAUAAUCACACCC
Molecule: messenger RNA, 3422 nt
Organism: Cuscuta epithymum
Lineage: Eukaryota; Viridiplantae; Streptophyta; Magnoliopsida; Solanales; Convolvulaceae
Source: the annotation of a GenBank genome assembly